AUGUUUUACGGUCAUCUAGCCGAUAAUCAAGUACCAACUAUCGACCUACCAGACUGCACUAAGGAAGGACUGCAAGAAAUGCUUCGUUAUGCACAUUGUGAAGAAGCCAAUUUAACCGGAAGUAACGUAAUGGAGUUARUCUACCUCGCCAAGAAGUACAUGAUGCCAUUCCUAGAAAAGAAAUGUAAAGAAUAUCUCGAGACUGAAGUUGGUCCAGAAGAUGUGUUCAUUGUUUUACCACAAGUACAGAAAAUGGGAGAUGAAGACCUUGAAGGACACUUUUGGGAAAUUGUUGACAAGCAAACUGAUCGAGCCAUUUCUUCUGAAUCACUUCUGGAUGUGUCUAAAGAACUGCUUUGUCAAGUACUCAAAAGAGACACUCUUAGUGCAUCUGAAGUGCAUCUUUUCCAAGCUGUAGAUAUAUGGGCCACCAACAAACAAAUWGAUAAAAGGCAAUUGGUUUGUAAUGGCGAAGCAAAAAGAGCCAUUCUUGGAGAAGAUCUCAUCCGACUGAUUCGAUUUCCACUUAUGUCUCAAAAGGAGUUUGUUGAAGUUGUUCUUCCAAGUAAAAUUCUGAAUAUAGAUGAAAUAACAGAGGUGCUUCAAAUUUUUACUGACAUAAAUCCUGUGGCGAACAUCUUUAAUAAGAGAAGACGAAGAUUCAGUCCUGAUAUAGUGAUAUCAAGGUUUAGCAAUUUUAGUCAACUAUGGGAUUACGAUUACGAUGGAUCACCAGAUGCUAUAAACCUUACUGUUAACAAAGAUGUCGAUCUGGUUGGUGUUCGAUUAUUAGGCAGUGUGAAGGAUGCUCCAACUACAAUGUGA
Exaiptasia diaphana is the source of this 825-nucleotide messenger RNA. Its product is annotated as BTB/POZ domain-containing protein 1. The transcript has a single exon. Gene Ontology annotation, molecular function: protein binding. Gene Ontology annotation, biological process: neurogenesis. The record is from RefSeq and is a predicted model, not a curated record. Bases 1 to 825 code for a protein of 274 amino acids. Lineage: Eukaryota; Metazoa; Cnidaria; Anthozoa; Actiniaria; Aiptasiidae. Gene Ontology annotation, cellular component: cytosol.